Paramormyrops kingsleyae is the source of this 1520-nucleotide messenger RNA. It is a transcript of the gene atp1b3b, whose product is annotated as ATPase Na+/K+ transporting subunit beta 3b. Gene Ontology annotation, cellular component: sodium:potassium-exchanging ATPase complex. Lineage: Eukaryota; Metazoa; Chordata; Actinopteri; Osteoglossiformes; Mormyridae. Gene Ontology annotation, molecular function: ATPase activator activity. Gene Ontology annotation, biological process: intracellular sodium ion homeostasis; sodium ion export across plasma membrane; intracellular potassium ion homeostasis. The record is from RefSeq and is a predicted model, not a curated record.
GGGAUGGACACACUGCGCUUGCGCUUGUACAUAUACCCUCCUUCGGACUCGCCGAGUCUGAGCUGCGCUGCGUUGCGUUGCGGUCCGGUGCGGUUCGGUGCGUUCAGAAGCGACGCCGCUGGGGACCUGACUGGUUUCUCCAUUAAACACUGCAGCCGCACUGGUACCGCGCAAACCUUAUUCUUAAUUGUCAGCCGCACGCCUUUUAGCCCAACACGAGUGAAGCCAUGUCGAACAAGGAGGAAAAAACCGAGGAACAGAACCAGUCCAGUUGGAAAGAUUUUUUCUAUAAUCCGCGGAAUGGAGAGUUCAUGGGUCGGACAGCCAGCAGCUGGGCUCUCAUCCUCCUGUUCUACCUGGUGUUCUAUGGCUUCCUGGCUGGGAUGUUCAGCCUGACAAUGUGGAUCAUGCUGCAGACGCUGGAUGACCACACUCCACGGUACCGGGACCGAGUGGCCAAUCCAGGGCUGGUGAUCCGGCCCAAAUCCAUGGAGAUCGUCUUCAACCGGACAGUCCAGAGCAGCUACAAUCAGUAUGUCAAUAAUCUGGAGUCUUUCUUGCAGCAGUACAACGACACGGCGCAGGAGAAGAAUGAGGUGUGCCAGCUUGGUGAGUACUUUGAGCAGGACGCCGAGGAGGAGAAGAAGGUCUGCCAGUUCAAACGCAGCACGUUGAGACAGUGCUCGGGCCUGUCGGACACCAGCUUCGGCUACUCUGAAGGAAAACCCUGCAUCCUGGUCAAGAUGAAUAGGAUCAUUGGUUUGAAGCCACGAGGUGAUCCAUACAUUAACUGCACUGCAAAGAGAGACUCCGCAGUGCAGAUGCAGUAUUUCCCAGCAGAGGGCAGGUUCGAUAAGAUGUACUUCCCCUACUAUGGCAAGAAGGCUCACCCAAGCUACGUCCAGCCCCUGGUGGCGGUGAAGCUGCUCCUGACCAAGCAGGACUACAACACGGAGCUGGUGGUGGAGUGCAAGGUGGAAGGCAGCGACCUGCGCAACAACGACGACCGCGACAAGUUCCUGGGCCGCGUGACGUUCCGCAUGAAGGUCCUAGAGUAGAACCCAUCAGCAGGAGGUGCACACAAGCCACACACACACACACACACACAUACACACACACUGCCAGAGAACAGUCCCAUUCCCUCCUAGCCACCUGAACAAAGCCACAAUCGUCGUCAGGAUGGCGUGCCACAUUAGGGACCUGUAAAUAGGUGUGUCUGGUGCUGCCACUCGCUGUGAUCCUUACAAUUUUGUGACGUGCAACCUGUUGUAUCAGUGGUGUUUAUCUAUGUACAUAUUUAAUCGAUAUUUCUGACCAUUGGAAUAAAUCUAAGGAAUAAAUUAAGCAACAAUAUGAAUUAUUUAAAGAGAGAAAGAACUUUAAAAAACAGUUAUACUGGGCUGCCAUCUGAAGAAAAUGAUUUUUUAACUUCUGCAAAAUGUGGUUUGUGCAGAUGCCUUAAGACCUGUAUGGAAAUAGAACUUGUGAAAUAAAAAAAAAUCAAUUUUAAAAAAAAGCAA